UUAAAGAGGCAUCAUAACAAACAAGCAUGGCGUCAGGGUCCGAGAAGUAUGAUACGGCAUUACUGGCCAUUUUGCAGAACGAAGGGAAAGUGGCUCCUUUCCUGGAUGAAGUUUUGGGAUUCUUGUACAGAAGGACUGACUUCUUUCGGAUAAUGAAAACUGACACUGACAGACUUGGUUUCCCUCCUGGUGUGGCCUAUAAAUUGCUUAAAAAUAUUUUCAAAAAGUAUGAAAUAUUAGCUCAGAAGGAUUCUGAGAAGGCUGAUCAGAUGAGACAGGCAAGAAAAAAGAAGCAAGAAACUCAAGAACAACAAAGUGAAGCCUCAAAUAUGCAAACCCCCACAGAACCAAGUCAAGCUCCAUUAUGCCAAGGAACAUCUGGUGCCAAUGAUCAGGAUAAGAGGGGACAAGAAGAAUCUGCCGUUGCCUCCUCUGAGCCUCAGGGAGAAGGAGACAGGGUGGAGCAAAUGGAGACGUCUUCUGAAUCUGAAACACAAAAUGCGAAAAGCAGUGAGAGUAAAUCUGGAGAUGGGGAAGAUGAGGAGGAUCCUGAACUUGCAAGACAAAGAAGAGAACUUCAAGCCAAUCCACUGACUUACAAUGGUGCCGAAAGAGAAGCCUACUUCUGGUCUCAAAACAUAACAGAGGUUGAUGUCAGAGUGAAGGUACCAAAGUCCAUUGUAAAAGGCAAACAGAUGAAAGUGGACAUCAAGUCUAAGCAUAUCCAUGUAGCACUGCAGGAGAGUGAUGGAAGCUGGAGAGAUCUUGUGAACAGUGAACUCUCGUGGGACGUUGACAAAGAAGAAUCCAUGUGGACCCUUAGUCCAGGAGAGUUUGUGCAUAUUAACUUGGAGAAAAAGCAAGAGAGGUGGUGGGAAAAUGUCUUUACUGAUGAGCCAAAAAUCAAUACCAAGAAAAUAGAUUGCAGUCGGCCAAUGACGGACCUUGAUGAUGAGGCUCAAGCCAAAAUUGAAGAAAUGAUGUUCAAUCAGAGACAGAAACAACUAGGACUGCCCCAGUCACAUGAAGUGAAAACUCAUGAGAUGCUAAGGAAAGCGUGGGAUGCAGAGGGAUCACCCUUCAAAGGACAACCUUUUGAUCCCAGUAGAUUUAGUGUGGACCCAAGCGGAGUAGUUAAUUUUAACCAGCAGACAUAAUUACAUGGGCCUGUUUAUGGUUGUAUGAUUGCAUGCUCACUUCAGACAUUCAGUUCACAAACAUUAUUAUGUACAUGUAUUAAUGAUAAGAUGAAUGCAUGAUUUUGACUGUAUUAGCAGUUAUGCAGGGCACGAAUGUAUAUAAUUAAAUAUUCACAUGUUUAUUUUAUUGGUUUCCAUAUGUGAACUUUGCACAGUCAAAUAAAUUUUGAUUUUGAAUUGUA
Aplysia californica (California sea hare) is the source of this 1381-nucleotide messenger RNA. RefSeq names its product nudC domain-containing protein 3. The record is from RefSeq and is a predicted model, not a curated record. Bases 27 to 1157 code for a protein of 376 amino acids. Gene Ontology annotation, biological process: protein folding. Gene Ontology annotation, cellular component: cytoplasm. Lineage: Eukaryota; Metazoa; Mollusca; Gastropoda; Aplysiida; Aplysiidae. The transcript has 8 exons.